Phycomyces blakesleeanus NRRL 1555(-) is the source of this 1230-nucleotide messenger RNA. RefSeq lists its product as hypothetical. The transcript is spliced from 5 exons. The record is from RefSeq and is a predicted model, not a curated record. The coding region runs from base 1 to 1230 and encodes 409 amino acids. Lineage: Eukaryota; Fungi; Mucoromycota; Mucoromycetes; Mucorales; Phycomycetaceae.
AUGCAAGAGAUUGUAAAGCUUGAGGCUCUUUUCCGCUCUUGUGAGGGCAGCCAGCAAGUGGCCAACCUCCUUCAAAAGAUCAAGAAGGUUACUUCUGAAUUCGAAGGCAAAACUGGGCACCCUUCGAUUAACUUUCAAGCCCCAGAAAAAAUUAAAUAUCCUGGCAGAAGAAAGGGUGGUGCACGUCCCAAAUACCUUCCCAAAGACUUUGGUCGGGCAAACUGGAGGAAGAUCAGUGUUUCGUCUGGUCAUGCUGGCCUUAAGACAAUGGUUAGACUGAGAGCUAAAAUGAGGGAGGGAAAGCCUGCAGCUACACAAAAAACAAAAAACAAAAAACAAAACAAAAACAAACAAGAGCCUCUCGACCCAGUCGAUGCUACCAAAAACAAAAUAAAACAAAUAAAGCAAGAGCCUCUUGACCCUGCCUCUCGACCCAGUCGAUGCCCCCCCCCCCCCAAAAAAAAUGGGUUCAAAAGACCCGCCACCGCCCUAGAAGAUUACCAGUAUGAUAAUCGCACCUCUGUUGGCAAGAGGGUCAAAUUCCAGCCCGGUUUUCCUGUCUCUCAUGAGAUGGUCGACGAUGUCAAGGGUGGGUUUAGCCCUACUGCUGACGGGUGGUGUGGUUUUCGGGUCCUUGCCCACUUGAUCUACAAAGAUCAAAAUAAGUUUUCACUUGUAAAAAGGGAUAUGCUAGCCGCCCUGCCGAAAUACAAAACAUUGUACACAAAUACCUUUGGCACUGACACAAGCCAACUAGGAAAAAUCAUUCAACAUGGCUCUCAACUCGAUUAUAGCAACACCAACACCAACACCAACUUCAUCCCAGUAUGUUCAGAUGCCAGUAUGUGGUUUAACACACCCGACUGUGCUCAACUAGCUGCGGACACAUAUACACGACCAGUCUGCGUCUACUCAGACAACCCCAACACCCCCUCAACAACCUUUCUCCCAUUCGCCCUUCCCAACAACAAAACCAAACAACGACAACCUCUGAUUUUUAAUCAUGUUAACAGUAAUCACUGGACAACAGUUGACCUUUCCCGUAAUAUCUCUAGAAAAUGGCCAACCGUUCCCGAAUUAUUUUUUUUAGGUUGUGCCAGAAAUAAGAUUGAUGAUAACUUUGAUACUUACUGGAAUAAGCUCAAAGAAUUUAAUAAGCAUGACCGCAGAAAUGCCAUGCUCUCUCUCCAUUCUGAUCUAGAUCAACCAAUUGAUCUUACUCCAAAAUAA